UUUUUACAGCCCGAACGUCAAACCGGGUCCAUGGAAGACUACGAGCAAGUCCAAAGGGGGCCCCUGAAGCUGAAAGGUGUAGCAGAGCUCGGAGUGACCAAGCGGAAGAAGAAAAAGAAGGACAAAGACAAGGCGAAACUCCUGGAAGCCAUGGGAACGAGCAAAAAGAACGAAGAGGAGAAGCGGCGCGGCCUGGACAAGCGGACCCCGGCCCAGGCGGCUUUCGAAAAGAUGCAGGAGAAGCGGCAAAUGGAAAGGAUCCUGAAGAAAGCAUCCAAAACCCACAAGCAGAGAGUAGAGGACUUCAACAGACACCUGGAUACUCUCACAGAGCACUAUGACAUUCCGAAAGUCAGCUGGACGAAGUAGCCUCCCAGCCCGGGAUAUGGAAUGGCAUCAAGGGGAAGCAGAAGGCGGACUGGGGGCCAUAUUUGUGCCUUUGGUAUUUUCUGGAAACAUUAUAUUACACAAACCCUUGAGUUCUCUGCUGAGACAGUGCUUUUCAAAGCAGUGUGCCCUCAUUCUGGAACUUGAUUAAAGUCAGACUAUCCUUUAACUCUAUUUUGAUUUCUCGGUAGCGUGUAGAAGAAAGAAACCUUUUUAGUUUGGACUGGAAAUUUUUGAAAAUUUAUCCGGAGAUUAAAGUUAUUUCUGUGUAGGUGCCACGGGAAAGUGUUUUUACCCCGUGUUGCAUCUAACUCUUGCCAGCCAGCCAGCCAGCUUUGCCUGGAUGAAACAACCCCAGAGGACAAGGAGCUAAUGCCAGCAUGGCCUGCAGCACAUAGACCCCUGCAGGACCCUACAUGGGCUGCCCUUACAAGCUUCUUCUGGCUUGGGGCUUGUGCUCUCCUGUCCAAGGCCUGUUAAAGCCACUUGCAGCCUUGUGCCCUUCAGACUGCUUCCUCAACCACCUGGCCAGUGAGACAAUGCAGCCUGGGAAACAGAACAACCACCUAAGGCAAGGAUGGAAGAUAUGCCUUGUCCCUUUCUUUUUUUGUUGUUCUUGGGUUGGAGGGGCAGAGGGAGGGCAGGGGUGGGGGCAGUUGGCUAUGGUAUGCAGCAGCUUGACAUGGGAUCUCAAUUCCCAGACUGGGGAUUGAGCCCUGGCAGCAGCAGUGAAAGUGCUGAAUCCUAACCACUAGGCCACCAGCGAACUCCCCAACUUGUGGCCAGCGUGUAGUCUCUUCUCCCAAUAUCCCCAUUCCAGAUGUAUCUAGUGGGUGUUGCCAUGGCAAACACCACCAAACCAGCACAGCAUUCUUUGUAAUGGGACCCAGACACAGCCUGCCUUCUCACCCUCAACCCUGGGCUCCAAGCAGCCCCCCUGUAUUUAUUCAGAGUUGGUACAUAACAUGUUUGGCAUUCCUGGCCUAAGGACACCUCAGGGGUGAUGGGAGCAAGGCAGAGCCCCAGCACAGACAGACAUGGGGCAAUUGAGAGGACCUAGUUUCCUGUGCUGGAGAGCCAGGAUCUUUGAGAGCCUACAUGUACCCAUCAAAAGAGGAUUAACCUGCAAAUGUUCUCGGGGAGAAGUGUGUUGACAUAGAUGCUGAAAGCAUUAACAAAGUCCCAGAGAAAAAUACAGUGUUGGGUUUGGGACUGUCAUAUGUGAAAUGCAGAAUAAAGCAAAAAAACAGUUAUUAAA
This is a messenger RNA of Sus scrofa (pig), 1645 nucleotides long. It is a transcript of the gene FAM32A, whose product is annotated as family with sequence similarity 32 member A. Gene Ontology annotation, cellular component: nucleolus. The record is from RefSeq and is marked validated. Lineage: Eukaryota; Metazoa; Chordata; Mammalia; Artiodactyla; Suidae.